GGACCUCUUAUCUCGGACAACAAAUCUUCAAGAGAUUAUUUCUUGUUAUUGUUUUAUAUAUAUAUUUUUGUUUUUUGGAUCCUUCGUACCCAACACAACGUUUGACUCAUAGAGGCAAAGUGCAUCAUCGACUGUUAGACGUGCGAUCAUAUCCGAAAGAAUCUUUCAAAAUUGAUGUACUAAGAAGACGAAUUAUGGUGGCAGAAUUUGUCGCCCGUCAGAGUGGAUCGCCCAUCAAUGGUGAGACCGCCUGCCUAAAUAGCAACAUGCCGGCUAGCCACACAAUGGCACACGAUGCUCACGGACCAUUACCACCGCUAACACAUCCGGCUCAUCACGGUGGACCGAUUCAACAGCACCCACCGCAGCCGCAGCCGCAACAACCACCACCACCACCUCAGCAGUCUCCUCAUCACCAUCAUCACCAUCAUCAGACGCAGCAGCAGCAGCAACAACAACAACAACAACAACAGCAGCAGCAGCAGCAGCAGCAUCAUCAUCAUCAUCAACAGCAGCAACAGCAGGCACAACAGCAGCAGCAGCAGCAACAACAGCAUCUUCAUCAAGACGCCCAACAGGUGACACAUCCCGAAAACUUCCCCCCGAACUUCGACAUCAGAAAAGAGCUCUUUUCCCAGCGCAAGCAACGAGAAUUCAUCCCGGACAACAAGAAGGACGACAGCUAUUGGGACCGGAGGAGACGCAACAACGAGGCGGCCAAGCGGUCGCGCGAAAAGAGACGAUUCAACGAUAUGGUUCUCGAGCAACGAGUCAUGGAGCUGAGUAAGGAGAACCACAUCCUGAAGGCGCAGCUCGAGGCGAUACGCGACAAAUUUGGGAUAUGCGGCGAAUCCGUGAUCAGUACGGAACACGUUCUCGCCGCGUUACCCGCGGAGCCACCGAUCAGCGUUAAGAGGGCGAAACUACCAACAUCGGCAGCCAUUCUUUAUGCGAGAACUCCCAGCCCGGUUCACAGCUCGGUUCACAGCUCGGUUCACACCUCGGUUAUCCAUCAGCCCGUCAGCGGUGCCAGAUCGCCGAGAUCACCUGCGCAGCUUUACGUGCCCGAAACAACGGCUUAUCCGGAAACGGAAAGCUUCCAAUAUCCUUACCCACACCCAGCGAUGCACCUCGAUACGACGAGCGCGUUAAAUUUAUCGCGCGGCGGUCGUAGAGCGCAAUCGCCUUUCGAAUUGUCCUCCGGUAGCGGCGACGAAGGUGGACCGCAGCUGGUAGUAAACCCAUCGGCCAACAACAGUCUGCCCCACAAACUGAGGCAUAAAUCCCGCAUCGGUGACAAGGACGCCGCUAGUGCUCUCCUUGCGUUGCAAGGUAUCAAACAGGAACCUGGACCAAGAGCGUCGCCCCCUUGGGACAACGAAGGUUCCAGCGACGAACGUGAUUCUGGUAUUUCUUUGGGAGCCGAAUGGACCGGACCAAGCGUCGUACCUAACGUCCCGGAAAGCGAAAGGGAAGUCAAGUCGAGGCUCGAUCGUCUCGCUUCCGAAGUUGCAUCUUUGCAAUCGAUAUUGCGUCUUGGCAAGCCGGCCGACAGUCUUAUGACUAUGCCAACUAACGCGACGACCAAUGGACCAUGAACGAAACUAUACCUUUCGAAGAGUUUUCUCCGCAUAAUUAACUCUCUUCGAAUUGUCUGCGUGUUUUAUUCUCUUCGAGAUCCUCCCCAAUUGCUUCUGCUAAGGUCCAUCGUAACGUCCUUACGAACUUGUUGAUGCGACUAGUAGUUGCCGCUAUCGGAGUUAUUAUGGACGAAAGAGAGGAGAAGGGUGAUGUGGUAAUAGGGAUAGAUCGAUUUUCCUAUUAGAAAAUAUCGACGGGGAGAGAUGGACGCCUCGCGCCAUUUUAUUUUCCUUUGCUCGGUAUUUCGAUAUUCUCCAUGCUUUAACAGCGCAUUAAGAGUAGUAAUUGAUAAGAUCUUUAAUCUAUUACGUUAUCAUCGUGCUAUACGUAAAUACAUCGAGAGUGCAUUCGUUCUCUUAUCGAUCGUCGAAUCGAUCUAAAAACAACACAACAAAAAAGAACAAAUUCGAACGAACAAAAGAGGCGCGUCUUAUGAACUUUCUUACAAAUUUUCACCGCGACUAUCGAUGCGUACGCGCACGAGCUUAUUACUACAAAUAUACGUGUUACAUAUACGCAUAUGCCUGUACCUACAUAUAUUUACAUACAUGCAUACAUACGUACAAAUCUCUAACAAGUUUAGGAAACCAUUUUUAAAGGAGAAUUUGCAACGAGAGUUUAUUAUUUUCUAAGUAAUGUUUUUUUUUUCUUUUCUUUUAUUUAAUUAAUGAAAUAACGAGAGAAUUAAUCAUCCUACUCCUUACGGCGGCACGUAUUCCCUAAGCGGAUUUAUUGUUAAAUAGUAAACGAGUUCAGCCGCUUUCACGCGAACCUUGGCGAUACUAUAAAAUGUAUUUACAAAAUGUACUUACCCUCUUCCAAGAAUAUUUCAUCUAACGCCUACAUUUCAGAAAUUUUACUUGCAAAAUUCUAAUUCGAUCGAUAUUCGAACAAACUCGUGUCGAAGCGGCUUUAUUCUCUUAUUAACAAUUAUGUCGCGCAACCGGCUAUCUCACUACCACAACGAUACAUUCAAAAAUGUAAUAUUUCGUAUCAUAGAGAUUGUUAACGCGUUGAAAUAAUAAGCUCUCGUUUCGAUAACAUUCUUCUUCGAACCAUUUUGAUUUUCUUCCUACGUAAAUACAUAUAUAUAUAUAUAUAUAUAUAUAUAUAUGUACAUUAAUAUCUACAGAAAAGGAAAGAAAAAAAUGUCGUUGAUGAAAGAACGGAUGUAUCACGUUUACACACACACACACACACACACAAAGUCGCCUUAUUAGAAAUUACUAUACUCUAUAUCUAUGGCGCACGAUAAAAAUCAAAACAAUAAUUAUCAUUAUCUUUUCUCUUCUUUUUAAACAAUUCGAGCCUUUAUUGUCCAACCUAAUGAACCUAUUUUUAUGGAAAAUCAAAGUUUAUCGACGAAAAAAAAGCAAGAAAAGAUAAUGAAAUAAAUAAAACUCGAGCUUUACUUAGGAGAAGAUCAUCGUGAUUGCGUAUUUAAACUUUCUUUUCUUCCUGAUUUUAUCAUAAUUUAAUCGUAAACAUUUUCUCGCCUCUCAUUCUUCCCGCGACUAUAUUCACAUUUAAUAUUUUUGCUAUCGUUGAUCGUAAAAAAGAUAUGAUCGUACGCCUAUAUGUCUAAAUAAGGAGCGAGGAUUCAUCAUACUGCAUAUGAUCAUCACAUAUACCUAUGCAUACAUACAUACAUACAUGUGUAUAUAUUAUUGACUUGCAGUUUACGCAACUGCUCAAAAUUGGUGCUUUUUGUACAGCACUAUAUAACUAUACCUUAUAUAUCGAAAUAUCGAUAAACUUUUGAAGUAUUUUUAUCAGAUCUUCGUUUUAAUAAGCUGAAAUUCAUUGUCAAUCUUCAAAUCGAAAUUUAGGAUCGAAGUAUUAAGUGAGCCUAUAGUUAUAUAUUAAAUACGUAAAUAAAUAUACAAAAAUAUAUAUAUAUAUAUAUAUAUGUA
This is a messenger RNA of Polistes canadensis, 3554 nucleotides long. Its product is annotated as forkhead box protein P1-like. Gene Ontology annotation, biological process: regulation of DNA-templated transcription; circadian rhythm. Gene Ontology annotation, molecular function: DNA-binding transcription factor activity; DNA binding. Gene Ontology annotation, cellular component: nucleus. The record is from RefSeq and is a predicted model, not a curated record. The coding region runs from base 195 to 1598 and encodes 467 amino acids. The transcript is spliced from 2 exons. NCBI's taxonomy places the organism in Eukaryota, Metazoa, Arthropoda, Insecta, Hymenoptera, Vespidae.